Molecule: messenger RNA, 1620 nt
Organism: Daldinia childiae
Lineage: Eukaryota; Fungi; Ascomycota; Sordariomycetes; Xylariales; Hypoxylaceae
Product: Zinc-responsive transcriptional regulator ZAP1
Exons: 3
Coding region: 1-1620 (539 amino acids)
Biological process (GO): regulation of transcription by RNA polymerase II
Cellular component (GO): nucleus
Molecular function (GO): RNA polymerase II cis-regulatory region sequence-specific DNA binding; DNA-binding transcription factor activity, RNA polymerase II-specific
Source: RefSeq, a predicted model, not a curated record
AUGGAGAGACUCACCAAUUCUCUUACACCUAACUCUCAUAAUUUCGAUAACGCAUUUUCCUUUGGCCCCUCAUCUUCUUAUGAUACCGUUGAACCCUCGUCACUAGAUCUCCACCAUACAUCUCAUGAUGAUACUUGCCUGGACAAGUGCGUAGGCACCUUAAACCCUCAUGGGAUACACCGGAAUGCCUUUGGCCCGCCCUUUCCUCCUAGGACCCGGCUUACCAUCUCGGCUUUCCCAUACCCUUAUCAUCUACUCGAGAACAAUGUAUUCCAACAGCCGAUGCAACAAUUCAACAAUUUUUAUCCGGAUCCUUUCCAGGAUAUGAGCCUGAAGUAUGGCCUAAAUCACGAUAUCAGACCAGGGCAUCAUAACUCCUUUAGUGAGUCACUCCUCGGGAACAACUUCAAUACUACAGACUUAGGACCUCCGCAGCGCCCUGUUCCUGACGAUUGCGCUUCCGUGAAUUGUAGCAAAUUUUCAUGCUCGAGCGAAUGUUGUUCCACUCAAGUCUGCCAAGAGGAAGAAUGCUCUGGAGAUGGUACGCCCUGCGACGACCUGGACUGCCUCAAUAGCACUACACAAGCCAUCGACGAAAUAUGGAAUCUCGGCCAAGGCUGGCAUAAUUCUACACCAUCAGACCUAACUUUGCCCCCACAUAACCCACCUUGUAAUCACACCAACACUGAGCACGAUGUUGCCAUUACCCUGCGGGACCUGGGGGCGCCGGGUACUUUGAAUCCUUCGCAGCAGCAGCAACAUAACUUUCAGCAGUUCGAUCGCCGCUUCCUUGAUGCAGCCGAGCACCAACUAGACCCUGCCCAACAACUCUCCCUACCUAUCCACCAUCAUCCAAGCCUCUCUUGUACCCCUGAGAUAGAUUCAAUACCGACUCCGUUGAAUGAACCUUUUAUUGAGGCUGAAGGUACGACUCAACUUGUUUGCCAGUGGGUAAUAUCUCCUGGGGGAGAGGGUCAAGACAUCUGCGGUCAUGUUUGCAAUGAUAGCUAUUCUCUCCAUGAGCACUUGUGUAGUGACCACAUUUCGUUGCUAACGAGCAAGACGAAAUACCUCUGUCUCUGGAACGGCUGUCCCCGCCGUGGUGACCAAGUAUUCGCCUCUCGUAACAAACUGCGGCGUCAUCUUGCAACCCACACAGCUUACAAACCGCAUAAAUGCGCAAUAUGUGGCGAGGGCUUCUCGGCGCAACAAGCUCUUGACCAACAUGUCAGGACGCACACAGGCGAGACGCCGUAUAAGUGCGACUUUGAAGGAUGUGGCAAGUCUUUCAAGCAGAAGAGUGCUCUAACUAUGCAUAAGCGUACUCACACCGGCGAGAAGCCAUUGGAAUGCGAUAUAUGCGGCAAGUGCUUCUGCGAAUCAUCCAACCUUUCGAAGCACCGGAAGACACAUAAUCCGGAUUACAAAUUCAAAUGCGACGAGCCUGGUUGCACAAGUCAGUUCAUCCGAAUCGACCAGUUACGUAGACAUCAGGCCAGACAUGAAAGACCGAAGAAGAAGCAGAAGACUCGAAUAGCGGCUGGACCAGCUUUGUCACCUAUGUCACCAGAAACACCGCGUGACACCGUCCUGGAGCAGCAGGCUUCUAUGCAAGCUUAG